UAUAAUAGCGCUGAUAAAACAAAACAAAACAGAGAGAUUCCUCUGCUUCUGUAUUGUUUCUCUAGUCAGAUGUCCAAUGUUGAAGAGCCACCGCAUAAGAUGAGGAAGAAGGAGGAGGCGUCUUCGUCUCUGUGGUUACCAGAUGAUGUGGUUAUCAGCUGCAUGGCUCGAGUCUCGAGACUGGAUCACGCGGCUUUAUCUCUUGUCUCCAAGAGUUAUCGCUCUCUAGUGGCUUCGCCUGAGAUCUACAUGACCCGAUCGCUGAUGGGUCUCACUGAAACGUACGUCUACGUAUGCCUAAGAACCCCUCCUCCUGACCCAAAGCUACGCUGGUUUAUACUCCGCCGUAGAGAAACCCCAGACGCCUCUGAUCCCUUCUCUCCCCUCUCAGCCUUUGGAAGCUUCCGCCGUGGUGGUGCUGGAUGGGGGGAUUUAUGUAAUCGGUGGAAUUAUAAAGGAGAAUAAGCGCACUUCCGACGUCUGGCUCUUGGAUUGUCGGACUCACACGUGGCGCCACGUCCAUUCAAUGGGAGUGCCUCGAGCUUACGCCCUUGCUGGAGUCGUAGAGGGGAAGAUUUACGUGAUAGGAGGCUGCGAUGUGUAUAACCCAAACACGUGGGGAGAGGUAUUCGACCCAAAGACUUAAAGUUGGAACUAUAUUCUGGUGUGAAUCGGAUGAGUUGGACUGGGCCUGAUGGGAUGAUGGACACAAAGGAGGUCAAGGGUUUGGGCUCUCUCAACAAGACUCUCUUGCGCUCCAGAGUGGUCCACUUUGGUGAGCUGUUGCUUGAUCGGUGGGAGCAAGCGAAGAUCCAUCAUGGUAUGAACCCUCUAAGGAAUAACAAUUUUGGUAGAUGCCGCGAGUUGGAAGAUUUACUUCCCGGGGCCAGACUGAUCAACCUUGGUAGGAACGUUGGACUCUUCUGGGACUUCAUCGAGGGGGAUCAUCUUGAAAUAUGGUUUGCGGAGAUCUCUUUGGAGAGACGCCAAGGAGGCGAGAUUUGGGGCAAUAUCAAGUGGUCUAAUGCUGUCAUGACCGUUGAUCCUUUCUUACAUCGCUACAAAGCUUUAAUAAGGAAGCUGCAAAGCCAAUCCGAAGCUUCUGAUGUGAUUCCAGUUACAACAUACUUUGGACAUAUAGUGAAUGGGAUGAAGUGUAACAACUUUGAUAUAGUGUGUAGAUAUGUCUAAACUAAUUUUGCAAUGUAA
Messenger RNA from Capsella rubella, 1209 nucleotides. RefSeq names its product putative F-box/kelch-repeat protein At3g24610. The coding region runs from base 676 to 1191 and encodes 171 amino acids. The transcript has 2 exons. NCBI's taxonomy places the organism in Eukaryota, Viridiplantae, Streptophyta, Magnoliopsida, Brassicales, Brassicaceae. The record is from RefSeq and is a predicted model, not a curated record.